GCAGAACCUGUUUAUAAAAGAACAUGAUACGGAAUUUCGGCAAAUCCUUAUCUUUGCGCUGUUGCUCAGUCGUCGAGGUAAAAAGCAAAUUCGGUGCAGAAUUUAGAAGGUUUUCCCUUGAUCGCUACGAGCCGGGAAUGUUCGAAGACUUUCGCCAGUUAAUCCUGUUCUUACACCACUUGUACAACACGGAGGUCUUCAUCAGCUAUGCGGAUGUCCACGGAGAGCUGCUGCCGAUAAAUAAUGAGGACAACUUCAGAAAAGCUGUGUCUGCCAGCCGACCGCUCCUGCGCAUCUACAUUCGUCAGCGGGAGGAACUUGACCGGGGUAACAUCAGCUCAGAUGGUGUGACAAGGCGAAAGAAAUCAGCAGUGAGAAGAGGUGGAGAUGACAGCCACAGAAGACCACACAUUCAGAUCGGCAUGCCGCAGAACUUCCGUCCAGUGUCAUCCGUAAUUGAUGUGGACAUCUUACCAGAAUGCCACCGACGGGUUCGUCUGUACCACCAGGGCUCACACAGGCCUCUGGGUUUCUACAUUCGUGAUGGCACUACAGUCAGGGUGACCCCCCAUGGUCUGGAGAAGGCCCUGGGCAUCUUCAUCUCCCGCAUGGUUCCUGGAGGACUGGCUGAGAGCACAGGCCUACUGGCCAUUAACGACCAGGUCCUGGAAGUCAAUGACAUUGAUGUCAGGGGAAAAUCUCUGGAUCAGGUGACGGAAAUGAUGGUUGCUAACAGCCGCAACCUCAUCAUCACUGUGAAACCGGCAAACCAGCACAACAAUGUAAGGAGUCGCAGCUGCGUCACCCCCAACCCUAAACCUGUUCUAGAUGAUGAGGGCUGUCUGAGCUACCCGGGACUACCCAUAAUUAUGGGAGUCUACGAAUCAGUAGCUAAUGGCUAUGACAGCGACACAGACUCAGACCUGGUCCGUGAGAAAGCAACUGGCCCCUCGUUCCGGUGUUCCAGUCCUCCGAUGGCCACCCGCUACCCUCACCGCCAUGUUCACGAUCAGAGCAGAUGCCGUGGGUUCCCUUACUCCCAGGUGUCUUGUCGCUCACAGCCCUGUCUGAAUCACAUCAGUCACUCUGGGCCCAGAAGCACACUGUGCAGGGAAAUGACCUCCCAGCAGCAGUACAGAAGCAGCCCAGCAUUCAGACAGAGCAGCUCCAGCAUGCAUGACAUCCUCAGCAAGCUGCACUCAGACAUGCGGCAACGGCUCAUGGUGCCUGACGGGGCAAUGGAGGAGGAUGAAAUUGUUAUCAUUGUAUGA
This is a messenger RNA of Electrophorus electricus (electric eel), 1271 nucleotides long. RefSeq names its product par-6 family cell polarity regulator gamma a (gene pard6ga). Gene Ontology annotation, biological process: regulation of cellular localization; centrosome cycle; establishment or maintenance of cell polarity. Gene Ontology annotation, cellular component: nucleus; apical plasma membrane; cell cortex. NCBI's taxonomy places the organism in Eukaryota, Metazoa, Chordata, Actinopteri, Gymnotiformes, Gymnotidae. The record is from RefSeq and is a predicted model, not a curated record. Gene Ontology annotation, molecular function: protein binding.